Molecule: messenger RNA, 975 nt
Organism: Echinops telfairi (small Madagascar hedgehog)
Lineage: Eukaryota; Metazoa; Chordata; Mammalia; Afrosoricida; Tenrecidae
Product: olfactory receptor 2T2
Exons: 1
Coding region: 1-975 (324 amino acids)
Biological process (GO): G protein-coupled receptor signaling pathway
Cellular component (GO): membrane
Molecular function (GO): G protein-coupled receptor activity; olfactory receptor activity
Source: RefSeq, a predicted model, not a curated record
AUGGAUAUGGGGGUCCUAUUGCAGAAUUCCACUGACUUCAUCCUCUUGGGCCUCAUCACUCAUCCGUUGUUCCCUGAGCUUAUCUUUGCAGUGGUUUUCUCCAUCUUUGUAGUAGCAAUAACAGCCAAUGUAGUCAUGAUUCUGCUCAUCCAUGUGGACUCUCGCCUCCACACACCCAUGUACUUCCUGCUCAGCCAGCUCUCCAUUAUGGACACAGUAUACAUAUGCAUCACUGUUCCCAAGAUGUUGCAAGAUCUUCUGUCCAAGGAAAAAUCCAUCUCCUUCAUUGGGUGUGCCAUUCAAAUAUUUCUCUACCUCACCCUAAUUGGAGGGGAAUUCUUUCUGCUGGGUCUCAUGGCCUAUGACCGAUAUGUGGCGGUGUGCAACCCCCUUAGAUAUCCUCUCCUCAUGAACCGCAGGGUUUGCUUGUUCAUGGUGGUGGGAUCCUGGUUUGGUGGCUCCUUGGAUGGAUUUAUGCUGACCCCUGUCACCAUGAGUUUUCCCUACUGUGGGUCUCGAGAAAUCAAUCAUUUUUUCUGUGAGAUCCCAGCUGUAUUGAAGUUGUCAUGUGUAGACACAUCACUCUAUGAGACCCUCAUGUAUUCCUGCUGUGUGUUGAUGCUGCUCAUCCCCAUAUCCAUCAUUGCUGUCUCCUACACACGGAUUCUGAUUACUGUGCAUCAAAUGAAUUCUGCGGAGGGUCGGCGCAAAGCCUUUGCUACUUGCUCCUCACACAUUAUGGUGGUGAGUAUUUUCUAUGGGGCAGCCUUCUAUACCAACGUACUGCCCCACUCCUACCACACACCAGAAAAAGACAAAGUCGUGUCUGCCUUCUACACUAUCCUCACUCCCAUGCUCAACCCACUCAUCUACAGUUUGAGAAAUAAAGAUGUGACUGCAGCUCUCAGGAAGGUGCUUUGGAGAUGUAACGCCUCCCAGAGAAUCGGGACGAGGGAUGUAUCUGGGAAAUGCUAG